Messenger RNA from Condylostylus longicornis, 2796 nucleotides. RefSeq names its product probable pre-mRNA-splicing factor ATP-dependent RNA helicase mog-1. Gene Ontology annotation, cellular component: nucleolus; intracellular anatomical structure. Lineage: Eukaryota; Metazoa; Arthropoda; Insecta; Diptera; Dolichopodidae. Gene Ontology annotation, biological process: positive regulation of transcription by RNA polymerase I. The record is from RefSeq and is a predicted model, not a curated record. Gene Ontology annotation, molecular function: ATP binding; ATP hydrolysis activity; RNA binding.
AUGAUCGAUUUCUGGCUGCCAGCAUGGAAACCUGGACCUGGUGAUGCUGAUAGUCCUGUUGAAAUGAACGAAGAUGUCGGCGUCAUGGUGGAAGAUGCCUCUGCCGAGAAGGAACACGAUGGAGAGCUUUCCCUUCCAAAAAGGAAAAGAGACGACAGCGAAACUGUUAGUGAAAUUAUUCUGAAACGGCCAAAAAUCGACCUAAGGCAGAAGGGACAACACAAUUCUUUUUUUCUUGACCAUUGUGAUGAUUCAAUCAAAAAGCGUCCAACGUUUGCGAAUCUUCGGAGAAACGUUCAUCACCCCAACAACCGCUUUUCUUCUUCUCUUCAACCCUUAAAUUCCGACUCCUCUCCGCUUCGAAUUGUUUGUGAUUCUGGGGCGUCAACCGCUUCGUCUCUUCAAGGAGAUGAUGACGGAAAUUCUCCUCAAUCAGACAUCUCAGAGAAAUCUGAGGCCAAAGUCAACUCAUCUCAUGAAUUUGAAACGUCCACCCUUCCAGUAUGGAAUUGUCAUUCAAAAAUUCUUGAUUUCGUUGGAAAAAACCAAGUAACAAUGAUAAUCGGUGAAACAGGUUCAGGGAAGACGACACAAAUUCCUCAAAUGCUGCUUGCUGAUUUAAAUAAUCGUCAACAGAAGGGCAGUCCUCCUGUCAUAGCGAUAACGCAACCCCGACGAGUUGCCGCAAUCAAUCUAGCGACGCGCGUGCUCGAGGAAAUGAAGGCGAGAAGAGCAAAACUAUCGAGUGAAUUGGCGACAACAUCUCAUCGAAAGAAUGAUUCCAAUCAAAACACCACUUCACUCGAAGUCAAAACUAGAAAACAAAUCAACUUCCGAUUCCAAUUCCGUGCAUCUAGGCAAACUCAAAUUAAGUUUUUAACUGAUGGAAUGCUUCUUAGAGAAGCGAUGUUGAAUCCACAACUACGCCGAUAUUCUGUAAUUAUAAUUGAUGAAGCCCAUGAAAGGUCAUUAAGAACGGACAUUCUUCUGGGAAUUUUAAAAACGUUGCUACAAACUCGUCCUUCACUAAGGAUAGUUGUAAUGUCAGCCACUUUAGAUUACCGUGCAUUUACCACUUUUUUGGGACACGGAGAAGUCAUCUUAGUGCCUGGACGUCAAUUUCCGGUGGCCACGUACAAUUCGUUAACAUCACAGGAAGAAUACAUGGAGGGACUUGUUAGCACCCUACUUCAGCUUCAUCUAUCGAAGGACAAAGGUGACAUACUUGCGUUUCUUCCGGGUCAAGAGGAAAUCGAAUUAGCACGGAACUUAGUGGAAGAGAAGGCUAAGCAACUUCAUAAGAUGGAAGGGCGUCAUUCAAUUACUGAAAGAACAUUUGAUUACACCAGAAAUGUGGAAAUUGUUUAUGGAUGGACUCUGGAAAAAAAGGAAUCGAAUCAUAAAACAGAAUCCGACACAGAUGUAGUUCACAGCAACGAAGAACUGCAACAGCUUCUGGAACGUUUUGGUUCUGAAGAAUUGAAGAUGUUGAGGGAAUUGCGCAGUUCCUUGGGCGCUUUACAGAACUCUUUUGGGGGAAAUCCUGAUGAGGAGCACGUCGAGGGUGUAAUCAAGUCAGCUGAUGAUUUAGAAUCCCUUCUUCUUCAAUCCGUUGGGAGUCUUUGUCUUCCGUCUCUGUUUGAUGGCAACAGUCAUUCCAACAGGCGGAUUCUUUGUGGAACAAACCUUUGUCAUCAAUCGCGCGAUACAGAAUAUCUUCUUGAUCUCCGUGUGCUUCCGAUUUAUGCAGCUCUUCCCGUCGAGCAGCAGCAACUUGUUUUCCAGAAAUCUUCUCCUGAUUCUCGUCGGAUCAUUCUUGCAACAAAUAUUGCUGAGACGUCUGUCACUAUCCCUGGUGUCCGCUACGUCGUCGAUUCUGGAUUGCAUAAAGUUAAAACGUACAAUCCACGAUCAGGAGUUGAAACUCUCGCAGUACAAACGAUUUCGCGGGCGAUGGCGAAUCAGAGAAGCGGAAGAGCCGGUCGAGAGGGACCAGGGGAGUCAUACCGCUUGUUUACAGAACAGGAUUAUUUUCGAAUGGACGUUCAAGCAGACCCAGAAAUUAAACGAAGCAACUUGUCUCAAGUUGUUCUUGAGUUGAAAACUUUAGGAAUUAAAGACGUCUUGUCAUUCCCUUUCAUAUCGAAACCAAAUACGGCGUCAUUGGAAAAAGGAUUGCAGUUAUUGACGACAAUUGGCGCAAUUGAUCGGAGUGGAGACAUGACAGAAUUUGGGAAGAAGAUUGCAGCGCUGCCUGUUGAUCCUGAAUUUGGCAAGUUUUUGUUGGAUUCGUAUGAAUUCGGAUGUACCGCUGAAGUCUUGACAAUCGUCUCCAUCCUUAAUUCUGAUCCAAUAUUUUCAAAUAUCUCAAAACGAUCAGAAGGGAGAACAUCGCAGCAACAAGCAUUACUGUCUCCAUCGAAUGAUUUAUCGCGUGGAGUAUCAGCGAAUCCAAUGAUGGAGCUAGCGCGAAAGAAAGUUGUGUCUGCUCUCUUGCUUUCAAAUUCCAUUGGCUUUUCUACAAUUCCAAGCUGCUUGGCAGGUGAUCCUCAUUCAAAAGAAGGAACUCAAGGAUUAGAUGCAAUUCGACGUUGCUUGGUUAAAAGCUUCCCCACUAAAAUAGCAAAAUUGGAAUCAAGCAGUUCGAUACCAACAAGCGGCAAUGAGAAGGACUAUUCAACUGCACGCUAUGUGAUUGAGCCCACUCGAACUCCUGUUCAUUUACAUCCUUCAUGUGGAUUGUUUGGUCGUCCUAAUAAACCCACAGUGAGCGUGCUAUCAAGAUUUGUUGUAUGA